GAGGAAUGCCAACGUUGCAUUUGCCAACUGUCAAGUAGGUGAUAGAGGUUUGAUAUCGUUAGUGAACUUCUAUUACAUCUAAGGUUGUGUAUUAAAGAUUUAGCACAUUUCCGGAUUUCGUGUGUUGGAAACCCCUACAGAAAAAUGGAUAAUCAUGUUCUGGAACCUUCACUGUAUGUAAUUAAAGGCAUUGCUAUUCUGGAUAAUGACGGGAAACGCAUUCUUGCAAAGUACUACGAUCCAAAUACACUCUCCACUGCAAAAGAACAGAAGGUUUUUGAAAAAAAUCUCUUCAACAAAACACAUCGAGCCAAUACAGAGAUCAUAAUGCUUGAAAACAUGACCUGUGUGUACAAAAGCAAUGUGGAUCUUUAUUUCUAUGUCAUGGGUAGCAAUCAUGAAAAUGAGUUGAUCCUGGUUAGUGUUUUAAAUUGUUUGUAUGACUCCAUCAGCCAAAUACUUAGGAAAAAUGUGGAAAAACGGUCACUUAUGGAAAACCUUGAUGUGGUAAUGCUGGCAUUGGAUGAAAUUUGUGACUCUGGAAUCAUUCUAGAGUCAGAUCCUACUGCCAUAUCAUACAGGGUAGCUCUCCGUAAUGAUGACAUUCCAAUUGGGGAACAGACAGUUGCUCAGGUGCUUCAAUCAGCAAAGGAGCAGCUGAAAUGGUCUCUUCUGAAAUAGUGGUUGAAUGUUGUAUCAACUAUGAUCUACCAAUGCCGUUGAAAACAUUUCUUUGUUUUCCUUACAGUUAUUUUGUUCUUAUAAAAUACAAAUCUGUUCUAAUGAAA
Molecule: messenger RNA, 788 nt
Organism: Daphnia magna
Lineage: Eukaryota; Metazoa; Arthropoda; Branchiopoda; Diplostraca; Daphniidae
Gene: zetaCOP
Product: coatomer subunit zeta-1
Exons: 5
Coding region: 145-681 (178 amino acids)
Biological process (GO): retrograde vesicle-mediated transport, Golgi to endoplasmic reticulum; intra-Golgi vesicle-mediated transport; intracellular protein transport
Cellular component (GO): COPI vesicle coat
Source: RefSeq, a predicted model, not a curated record